AUGACGAAAAUCCAGGUGAAAAACCCCAUUGUCGAGAUGGACGGCGACGAGCAGACGCGAAUCAUCUGGCACUUGAUUCGUGAAAAAUUGAUUUUGCCCUUUUUGAACGUGGACCUCAAGUACUACGACCUGUCCAUUACGUACCGAGACGCUACCGACGACCAAGUCACGAAAGACUCGGCACUUGCGACUUUAAGAUACGGUGUGGCGGUCAAAUGUGCUACGAUUACGCCCGACGAGGCGCGGGUCGCAGAAUUCAACUUGAAAAAAAUGUACAAGUCUCCCAACGGUACCAUACGCAACAUCCUGGGCGGUACCGUGUUCCGGGAACCCAUUGUGAUCCCAACAAUCCCCCGGCUCGUGACCAAGUGGGAAAACCCCAUUGUGAUUGGCAGACACGCGUUUGGGGACCAGUAUAGGGCUACUGACAUGGUCGUGCCCGGCGAAGGCGAGCUGCGGCUCGUUUACACUCCCAAGGACCCAUCUGUCCCGGCCCAGGACGUCAAGGUGUUUGAAUACGGGCCUGAUGGCGGAGUGGCGCUUGCCAUGUACAACACGACUGCGUCGAUCACAGGGUUUGCGCGCGCGAGUUUCGAGCACGCACUCCAGCGCAAAAUGCCGCUGUACUCGACUACCAAAAACACGAUUUUGAAGAAGUACGAUGGCAAGUUUAAGGACGUUUUCGAGAGCAUGUACGCGACCGACUACAAGGACAAAUUUGAGGCGCUUGGUAUCUGGUACGAGCACAGGCUCAUUGACGACAUGGUCGCGCAGAUGCUCAAAUCUAAUGGCGGGUUUAUCAUUGCUAUGAAAAACUACGACGGCGACGUUGAGUCCGAUAUCGUCGCGCAAGGGUUCGGGUCUCUGGGGCUAAUGACCUCCGUGCUGAUGACACCCGACGGAAAGACGUUUGAGAGCGAGGCGGCACACGGUACGGUCACAAGGCAUUUCCGGCAACAUCAGCAGGGCAAAGAAACCUCCACCAACUCAAUUGCGUCGAUUUUCGCCUGGACUAGAGGCAUCAUGCAGCGCGGUAAGCUGGACGGCACACCCGAAGUGGUCCAGUUUGCACAAUUGCUUGAGUCUGCUACCAUUGACGUGGUUGACAAAGAAAAGAUUAUGACCAAAGAUCUGGCAUUGUUGUUGGGCAAAACCGAUCGGUCCAGCUACGUUACAACAGAAGAGUUUAUAUCUGCGGUUGAGCGUAGGCUUAGUAAUGCUUUACAAGCGUAA
Molecule: messenger RNA, 1233 nt
Organism: Lachancea mirantina
Lineage: Eukaryota; Fungi; Ascomycota; Saccharomycetes; Saccharomycetales; Saccharomycetaceae
Source: the annotation of a GenBank genome assembly